AUGACAAUACCAUCCAAUUUUUAUGAGCCGGUGUCCAUCCCCGUGCUGGGCGGUGACACGAGCAAGCCGGUCUUCAUCUUUGAACUGGGCGGUGACACCAGCAUACGGGUCUCCAUCCACGUGCUGGGCGGUAACACCAGCAAGCUGGUUCCCAUCCUCUUGAUGAGUGGUAACACCAGCAUGCCGGUCUCCAUCCCCGGGCUGGGCGGUGAAAACAGCAAGCUGGUUUCCAUCUCCGAGCUGGGCGGUGACACCAGCAAGCUGGUUUCCAUCUCCGAGCUGGGCGGUGACACGAGCAAGCCGGUCUUCAUCCUCGAGCUGGGCGGUAACACCAGCAAGCCGGUGUCCAUCCCCGGGCUGGGCGGUUCCACGAACAAGCCGGUCUUCAUCCUCGAGCUGGGCGGUGACGCCAGCAAGCCGGUCUCCAUCCCCGGGCUGGGUGGUUACACCAGCAUACCGGUUUCCAUCCCCGGGCUGGGCGGUUACACCAGCAUACCGGUUUCUAUCCCCGUGCUGGACGGUGACCCGAGCAAGCCGGUCUUAAUCCUCGAGCUGGGCGGUGACACCAGCAAGCCGGUCUCAAUUCCGGGGCUGGGCGAUUACACCAGCAUACCGGUCUCCAUCCACGAGCUGGGCAGUGACACCCGCAUGCAGGUCUCCUUCCCCGGACUUGGCGGUUACACAAGCAAGCCGGUCUCCAUCCUCGAGCAAGGCGGUGACACUAGCAUACCGGUCUCCAUCCCCGUGGUUAGCGGAGACUCCAGCAAGUCGGUCUCCAUCCACGAGCUGGGCGGUGACACCUGCAUGCAGGUCUCCUUCCAUGGACUUGACGGUUACACAAGCAAGCCGGUCUCCAUCCCCGUGGUGGGCGGUUACACAAGCAAGCCGGUGUCCAUCCCCGUGGUGGGUGGUGACACCAGCAAGCCGGUCUCCAUCCACGUGCUGGGCGGUGACUCCAGCAAGCCGCUCUCCAUCCCCGUGUUGGGCGGUUACACAAGCAAGCCGGUCUCCAUCCCCGUGGUGGGCGGUGACACCAGCAAGCCGGUCUCCAACCCCGAGCUGGGCGGUGACACCAGCAUACCGCUGGGCGCUGUCACCAGCAAGCCGGUCUUCAUCCGCGGGUUUGGUCGUGACACCAGCAAGCCAGUCUCUUACCCUGAGCUGGGCGGUGAGACCAGCAAGCUCGUGUUCAUCCCCGUGCUGGGCGGUGACACCAGCAAGCCAGUCUCCAUCCACGAGCUGGGCGGUGACACCAGCAAGCCGGUCUCCAUCCCCGGGCUGGGCGGUGAAAACAGCAAGCCGGUCUCCAUCACCGGGCUGGGUGGUGACACCCGCAAGCCGGCCUCCAACCCCGAGCUUGGCGGUGACACCAGCAAGCCGGUCUCCAUCCCCGGGCUGGGCGGUGAAAACAGCAAGCCGGUCUCCAUCCCCGGGCUGGGUGGUGACACCCGCAAGCCGGCCUCCAUCCCCGGGCAGGGCGGUGACAGCAACAAGCCGGUCUCUAUCUCCGAGCUGUACUGUGACACCAGCAAGCCGGUCUCCAUCCCCGGGCUGGGCGGUGACACCAGCAAGCCGGUCUCCAUCCCCGGGCUGGGCGGUGACACCAGCAAGCCGGUUUGCAUCCCCGGGCUGGGCGGUGACACCAGCAUACCGGUCUCCAUCCUAGAGCUGGGCGGUGACGCUAGCAAACCGGUCUCCAUCCACGUGCUGGGCGGUAACACCAGCAUGCCGGUCUCCAUCCCCGGGCUGGGCGGUGACACCAGCAUACCGGUCUCUAUCCUAGAGCUGGGCGGUGACGCUAGCAAGCCGGUCUCCAUCCACGUGCUGGGUGGUAACACGAGCAAGCCGGUCUCCAUCCACGUGUUGGGCGGUAACACCAGCAAGCCGGUCUCACUCCCCUUGAUUAGCGGUAACACCAGCAUGCCAGUCUCCAUCCCCGGGCUGGGCGGUUACAUGAACAAGCCGGUCUCCAUCCUCGAGCUGGGCGGUGACGCCAGCAUGCCGGUCUCCAUCCUCGAGCUGGGCGGUGACACCAGCAAGCCGGUCUCCAUCCUCGAGCUGGGCGGUGACACCAGCAAGCCGGUCUCCAUCCGCGGGCUGGGAGGUUACAACAGCAAGCCGGUCUCCAUCCACGUGCUGGACGGUGACACCAGCAAGCCGGUCUCCAUCCACGUGCUGGACGGUAACACCAGCAAGCCGGUCUCCAUCCCCGGGCUGGGCGGUGACACCAGCAAGCCGGUCUCCAUCCCCGGGCUGGGCGGUUACACGAACAAGCCGGUCUUCAUCCUCGAGCUGGGCGGUGACGCCAGCAAGCCGGUCUCCAUCCCCGGGCUGGGCGGUGACACCAGCAAGCCGGUCUCCAUCCACGUGCUGGGCGGUGACACCAGCAAGCCGGUCUCCAUCCUCGUGCUGGGCGGUGACACCCGCAAGCCGGUCUCCAUCCACGUGCUGGGCGGUGACACCAGCAAGCCGGUCUCCAUCCACGUGCUGGGCGGUGACACCAGCAAGCCGGUCUCCAUCCCCAGGCUGGGCGGUGAGACCAGCAUACCGGUCUCCAUCCCCGGGCUGGGCGGUUACACGAACAAGCCGGUCUUCAUCCUCGAGCUGGGCGGUGACGCCAGCAAGCCAGUCUCUAUCCCCGGGCUGGGCGGUGACACCAGCAAGCCGGUCCCCAUCCCCGGGCUGGGCGGUUACACGAACAAGCCGGUCUUCAUCCUCGAGCUGGGCGGUGACGCCAGCAAGCCGGUCUCCAUCCACGUGCUGAGCGGUAACACCAGCAUGCCAGUCUCCAUUCCCGGGCUUGGCGGUUACACGAACAAGCCGGUCUUCAUCCUCGAGCUGGGCGGUGACGCCAGCAAGCCGGUCUCCAUCCUCGAGCUGGGCGGUGACACCAGCAAGCCGGUCUCCAUCCACGUGCUGGGCGGUAACACCAGCAUUCCGGUCCCCAUCCUCUUGAUGAGCGGUAAAACCAGAAUUCCGGUCUCCAUCCCCGGGCUGGGCGGUGACACCAGCAAGCCGGUCUCCAUCCUCUUGAUGAGCGGUAAUACCAGAAUUCCGGUCUCCAUCCCCGGGCUGGGCGGUGACACCAGCAUUCCGGUCCCCAUCCUCUUGAUGAGCGGUAAUACCAGAAUUCCGGUCUCCAUCCCCGGGCUUUGCGGUGACACCAGCAAGCCGGUCUCCAUCCCCGGACUAGGCGGUGACACCAGCAAGCUCGUGUUCAUCCCCGUGCUGGGCGGUGACACCAGAAAGCCGGUCUCCAUCCACGAGCUGGGCGGUGACACCAGCAAGUCGGUCUCCAUUCUCGGGCUGGGCGGUGAAAACAGCAAGUCGGUCUCCAUCCCCGGGCUGGGUGGUGACACCCGCAAGCCGGCCUCCAUCCCCGGGCUGAGCGGUGACAGCAACAAGCCGGUCUCUAUCUCCGAGCUGUGCUGUGACACCAGCAAGCCGGUCUCCAUCGCCGGGCUGGGCGGUAAAAACAGCAAGCCGGUCUCCAUCCCCGGGCUGGGUGGUGACACCCGCAAGCCGGCCUCCAUCCCCGUGGUGGGCGGUGACAGCAACAAGCUGGUCUCUAUCUCCGAGCUGUGCUGUGACACCAGCAAGCCGGUCUACAUUCCCUAG
Mya arenaria is the source of this 3618-nucleotide messenger RNA. RefSeq names its product mucin-17-like. The transcript has 3 exons. The record is from RefSeq and is a predicted model, not a curated record. NCBI's taxonomy places the organism in Eukaryota, Metazoa, Mollusca, Bivalvia, Myida, Myidae. Bases 1 to 3618 code for a protein of 1205 amino acids.